AUGGCUUCAAAUCAUGAUGGAGUCAUCGCGGAUACGCUUCUCAGAGAGACUCAUGGCUUGGAAUCAGACCAUGGCGCGAACUCUCCAGCUAAAGGGAUCGAUCUAAGAAGUUUGACCGCGACUCCAUCCCAAAGCUUCGCAUCCCUGCUUCCUACUAAGCAAAUGAUGGUCGAACUUCAGUUAAUGGAGGUGCUGUAUGAUUUCGUCAAGACCCUUCCACCUGAUCGACCAAGUCCCUUCGCCCAGGAGAUCUUCAUGGAGAGCGACGAAUUCACGCCACGACCAAUGGUGCUUAAGAGCAUCAGAAGUAAGAAACAAAGGGAUGAUGGCAGAUGGCAGGAGACGAGCAUGAUCCUAGAGAAGGGAAUGGUCCUAGGAAAGCAGAAGAAGAACUAUCUUCCAUAUAGUGUCGUGAGCGGUACCCACAAGUUGGAGGUGGCACAAGGUGAAGUCUUGGAAGGAUUCUGCACGAUCUUAACCCGAAAGUUCCCAGAAGGAUGGACUGGUCUUCAGGAUAAGGGAGAGUCUGAAGUUAGUGUUCCGAAGAAGCGUCCGAAGAAGCGGGGCCCAAAGGGUGCUGCGAACCAGAUCGAACAUCCUGACGACCAGUUUGAACGAGAAGAGUCUGAUGUUUAUAAUGCUCAAGAGCAAGAACCGGCUCCCGUCACAUGGGAUUUCGCUGCCAUCGCCACAAUCCAGAGGUUCGAACGAGAAUUUAAGUUCCAAUGCCACGUCCCAAAGCAGACAAUGGAACUAGGCGGAGUGUAUGUCGAUGUAGAACCAAGUUGGAACAAUGUAGUCGACGCAUUGAAGAGAGAGGUCCGGAUUCGUGAACUGCAUGCACAGCAGCAAGACAAGCCUGUCAAAGCACCAGUUGCUUCACAGAACCCACCAUGUUACUGGCCACAUGCUCCUGCUCCACAAGGACUAUACCAUCACCAGGGCCAGCAGUUCAUACCUCAUCCUCAAUACGGGUAUCCUGCCAACUUCCAAGCACAGCCGCUCUCAAUGACAAAUUAUCCAAUCAACACUCAAUAUUCGGGCCAACCACAUUUGCCAUCGCCUUUACAGCCACAUAUGCAGCCCCAAUUGUACUCACCCCGUCCAAUUCACCCACAAUACAGUACUCCCCCGCAAUUCCAACAGCAUAUGAUGACCCCAGUCCUCCCAGCAAUAACAUCAUUGUUUCCACGUGGGGGAUCCCAAUCAACAGAACCGUCUCAACCAAUGGGUACCAUCUACCAGCCGAUAGCCCCGUCACCCGCAAAGAAACGCACUCCACGUGUAAAGAAACCUCAAUCAGCCCCUCAAGCUUCAGAGAACACCGAGGAAGGAACACCAAAGAAGCGGAAAAGAGUUGCGAAACCCUCUGGUGGCAAUACCAAAGCUACACAGGCUCACAGUGGUGAGAAUUUCGGAAACGUUCCAGAUUUCUCCUCAUUUCGAGACAUCGAGGAAGGUGCACCGAAAAAGCGGAAACGAGUUGAAGAAUCCCCAUCCGACACUACUCAUGUCGAGAAGUCUCGCGGCAGUGGAAGUGUUGGAAACGGAACUUCUGGAUUAGGUACAUCUGGAUUGAGUAGACCUGGACUGGGUAUGCCUGGAUCAGGUACGCGCGAAAUAAGCACACCUGCAUUUGGUACACCUGCAUCUGGUACGCCUGCAUCUGAUACGCCUGGAUUUGGUAAACCUGCACUGCGUAGACCUAAAUUGGGCAGACCACCACUAAGCACACCUAAAUUAGGCACGCCUGGAUUAAGUACACCUGCAUUUGAUACACCUGGAGUUGGUAGACCUGGACUAGGUACACCUGGAUUUGGUACAGCUAUUCCACGGGGUUCUGAUUUCUCCUCAUCACAAAGCUCUGAGGGAAGCGCACUGAGAAAGCGAAAGCAAGCUGAGGAAUCCUCUGAUAGCGACACUCCUGCCAAAAAGUCUCGCUCUGUCGAAACUACUAGAAACGAAACUCUUGGAUUUGGCACUCCUGGAUUAGGCAACCUUGGAUCAGGCAACCUUGGAGCAGGCAACCUUGGAGCAGGCAACCUUGGAUCAGGCACUCCUGGGUUAAAUACACCUACUUCCCGGGAUCCAGUUUCAUCCUCGCCUCAAAGCUCUGAGGAAACAUCCAAGAAGCAAAAAAGAGUUGAAGGAUCCUCUGACGCAAAUAUGCACAACAAGGCUCGCGGUGGUGAAAAUGUCGGGAAUGAAGCCCACUAUUCCUCAUCCAGACUUGAUACAAAUAUCUCCCCAGCUACAGGUCUCUCCUCGUCAUCUUCGGAUUCCCAAUCGCCACAGAGCGUUUCAAAGGCUGAAAACGCUGGAAAGAACAACAGAGGUGGUGGUGUCAGACCUCGUGGACGACCUCGUGGACGACCUCGUGGAAGACCCCGCGGGUCUGGUCGUGGCGGUGCUCGUGGCGGCAAUGACAGACAGCUUGCAGCAGAGGCAAAUGUGCAGUCUCUAUCAGAUAGUCAAGCUGUCUCUCCAACUGAACAAAGUUCGUCAUCUUCAUAUGAUGGUCCUGUUCAUCCUCAACCUCAGCCUCAGCUAUCUGGACCAUUCCAAGAUGUCCCCGCGUCCCAGGGUCUUUCCGAACACCAAACCUCCUAUUUUGAAGGAGGUACUGGUCAACCAACAGGCGAAUACCAACCAUCAAAUGUCAUGGAUAGCUCCGCACCAUUCCCGCCACCACAAUCACACACUCCUGUACAACACACAAGUCAGGGAAGUAGCCCAUAUCCGUCUAUGGGUCCCGGAGGUCAGCAAGCAGGAAUGGGCUAUUUCCCACAAUUUCCUCCAGGUGGGGGCCCAGGUGACAUGAGUUCCCAGGAUAUAGACCGGGAUUUCGCGCAUGCGGUAAAUACGGUCCUGAAUAUGCAUCGAGAUGAUCCAAGAAGGGUAUACCUUCUUUCCCUUCUGAAAGCCCAGUCCUUGGGCGGUGCAGGUGCCGCGGAGGCUGGGCCUACACCCGAAGGAGCGUCCCAAGAAGGACAUCAGCACGCACCAGGCGAUGGGGAGGAUGCUGCAGAAGUUGGCAGCCCAGACACCACAGCAGGUAAUCCGACUGGAUACUGGGAUGGCACUGCACCAGGUGGAAACGAAUGAUAGUAUGGACAGGCACGGACAGGCAACGAGGAAUGAACAGGUGCAGAUUGAUGGGUGUUAAGAAAUGGGUGUUCAGGAUUGGGUGUUC
Molecule: messenger RNA, 3193 nt
Organism: Amorphotheca resinae ATCC 22711
Lineage: Eukaryota; Fungi; Ascomycota; Leotiomycetes; Helotiales; Amorphothecaceae
Exons: 1
Coding region: 1-3105 (1034 amino acids)
Source: RefSeq, a predicted model, not a curated record